UUCACGGCAACUUUGCAAGGCUGCUUUAUAUAGCGCUGGCAUAUGGGCUCCAUUUUCUGCUUUCUGGUUGGUCUACAACUCUGAAAUGUACAGGAACAGCAAAGUGGUCUUAGCGUGGGAUUAGUAACUGUGCUGAAUAGGUCACAGAUGGGGCGAUAGGAGCAUUUUAUUAAUGACGUAAGGCUGCUUAAACCGAGUCUGCUUUUUUUUUUUUUUUUUAAUAUAUUAUUCGUGCUGGGGGAGGGGGAAUAUCUUUCUAAUGGGACGUAAUCAACUUGAAACCGCUGUCUGCAAGCUGGCGUGUCACCUAUCGUCACAAACCGACCACGCAUAGCAAAGGAAACAUUGCAUGCGGAUUUUUUUUUUUUUUUUUUUUUUUUUUGGUAAUGUAUUUUAUUUUUUUUCCCCUCCCCGUGCUGCCGGAGGCUUUGGCAGCCGGUCGGAGCUGCUGCCGCUACGCUGCCGGCAGGUGCCCGGGCUGGAGCCUGGCGGGAUGACAUCACCCCCUCGGCGGCCGGGGAGCAGCACCCAUGCGCACCCUUCCCCAGGCCAGCACCCCCACCCGCUCGCCCACGCUGCGUCCAGAACAACAGUGGUGGAUUGAAGUGGAUCUAGGGACAAAUGGAUGACUGAAUAUUCAUAUGAAGAGGAAAGCCAUAAAAGACAUCAGCGCCUUUGAGAACAGAAUGUUAAUGCUUGAUGGGAUGCCGGCAGUCAGAGUUAAAACAGAGCUGCUGGAAUCCGAGCAAGGGUCUCCAAACGUCCACAACUACCCAGAUAUGGAAGCUGUACCCUUGUUACUAAACAACAUGAAGGCAGACCCCACGGAGGAUUCAUUAUCUACAGACCAUUUCCAAACACAGACUGAACCAGUGGACUUGUCAAUAAACAAAGCCAGGUCGUCCCCUACAGCAGCUUCAUCUUCACCAGUUUCCAUGACAGCAUCAGCCUCCUCCCCUUCUUCUACUUCUACUUCUUCUAGUCGGCCAGCUUCAUCACCCACAGUAAUAACAUCGGUAUCCUCAGCGGCAUCUGUACCAUCAGUAUUAACUCCAGGUCCUCUUGUGGCCUCUGCAUCUGGUGUUGGAGGCCAGCAGUUUUUGCACAUUAUCCAUCCAGUACCACCUUCAAGCCCCAUGAACUUGCAGUCCAACAAAAUGAGUCACGUGCACCGUAUCCCCGUGGUGGUACAGUCGGUACCUGUUGUCUAUACAGCUGUGAGAUCACCUGGGAAUAUGAACAACACUAUAGUAGUACCACUGUUGGAGGAUGGGAGAAGCCAUGUCAAAGCACAAAUGGACCCCCGAGGCCUAUCUCCCAGACAAAUUAAAAGUGACAGUGAUGAUGACGACCUGCCAAAUGUGACCUUAGAUAGCGUUAAUGAAACUGGAUCUACAGCGCUCUCCAUAGCCAGAGCAGUACAAGAAGAGAGCAUGUGGGGCUGUGCCAGGUCAGCUGUUAACCCUUUUCGUUUUUUCAACUCCAGUUCAAUUUCACCAUUCAGUAUUGAGAGCACAAGGCGUCAGAGAAGGUCUGAGUCUCCAGACUCCAGGAAGCGGCGCAUCCAUCGGUGUGACUUUGAGGGAUGCAACAAAGUAUACACAAAAAGUUCCCACCUGAAGGCUCACAGGAGGACGCACACAGGAGAAAAACCCUACAAAUGUACCUGGGAAGGCUGCACCUGGAAGUUUGCUCGCUCCGACGAACUGACGAGGCAUUACCGCAAGCACACGGGAGUGAAGCCAUUCAAGUGUGCAGACUGUGACCGCAGCUUUUCCCGCUCAGAUCACUUGGCGCUCCACCGCCGCAGGCACAUGCUGGUUUGAGAAACGCUACCUGUUCCAGCCGAGUUUAAGAGCUGGGUCUCUUAACUACCCGGAGUGAAUUCAGCAGGGCUGAAUCCCCCUCUACAGUGUUAACAGGCAGGGCUUUCCCUGAUGUCCGUAACAAAAAAUAAUAACAAAUUUAAAAAAAAAAGCAGGAAAAGAAGUGCCACUCUUCUCCUCGCCAUCUGAAGUUAACCCCGUCUGCCUCUCAGCAUGGCUACCCCCUGAAAGUGUCAUCACAAUCACCUGGGAAAUAGCAGCCGAAAUGCUACAGGAAUGGGCAUUAUUUUACAUGCUGCAUCCUUUGACAAAAAAUGUUUAUAGCUUGUAUGUUUUCUCAGCUGUUGGACAUUUUGUUCCUGAAAAAUCACUGCUGAUUGGAGGAUUAGAUAUCACAAACCGAUGAUGAUGACGAUGAUGAUGAUGAUGAUGAUGAUGAUGAUGAUGAUGUUGAGAGCAAGACCGCUAGACCUUUAUUAUCCCAUCUUUCCCCCUUGAUUUGAAUACCAUCUGGCCAGUGUCAGCAUUACGCCCGAGCUGUGCUACAGACAAGCUGCGUGUGAGUAGGCAAGAAGAUUCUGCUGGAGAGGUCCCGCUGUCGGAGCUGAAGGGUCGCUUGAGCAGACUUUUGCAAUAACAAUGGUGGCAUUUUAAUAUUGUACCACAAUUUGUCAUUAUGCCCUAGAGGACACCAGCCAUUUAACCUUUUUCUUUUACCUUUUUUUUUUCCUUUCUUUUCUUUUGUUGUUGUUGUUGUUGAGUCUGUAAAAUAAACAAGGGGCAGCAGCAUCUCUGCUGAAAGUACAAUAUUAAGUAUCUGUAUUUUACCAUGGACUUAUUUAGAACCGUUUUCUGAUUUGUAUAGAAAGAGCGCAUCUAAAAACUAGUACCCCAUUCUCAAUGUGCAGUUUUCUUUCAUGCAGUUAUCCUCUUCCCCACAACCAUUAUUUGAACACAAGGAAAUAGUCAGAUCUUAUACUUGCUGGUACCAAGGUUAGUGGUGUAGCCAUUCAUGAAAUGGUAUUGAAUGUACCAACAAAACAAAACAGAGAAGAAACAGCUGCAUCUCUUGCAGAGAAAAAGCAAUAAUGAGUAAAAUGGCUCUUGGGACAAUAAUUUACUCCACACCAACAGAAGGGGGGGAGGGUAAUGUAGAAAUGGCACGUAAGAUCAUUUAAGUUAAUCUUUCUGAUGGUUUCACUGACCUGCUAGGUACCACAAGUAAGUAUUUUAAUUUCCUUCAACAUAAUACUUGUGUCUGGAAAGCAAGAAAGAUAAAGGAAAGAGCUGAUUGUUGAGGAGUCAGUGGAUAAACCGUAAGUAGGAAGGAGAGAUGUUUCUGCAGUGGUGCUCUGCAAGACAUUAGGUUUCUCCCUGGGAGUUAGGGAAUAACAAGAUUUUGCCAGCUGUCUAGUAUGAUAUAAAUGGCCCUUUAUAUGGGUACCAGUGGCUGCCUCUGCUGGGAUUUUCAAUCCAAGCCUUUUCAGAUUAAAUAAAAGGAAAUUCUUGAUCAUUCCCAUACAGCCCUAUACUUGUGAACCGAUUUGUAUUAAUUGAAUUAUGUAGGAGAGAGAAACUCUUAGUCAUCAGUUGUUCAUGCAAACGGGAUAGUGUUUUUCUAUUUCUUUCCUCAUAAGGAUCUGCCUAUUCAGCUAAAUUUGACAAAGAGGAGGCUUGGCAAGAUUUUUUAAGUGUUGAGAUUUUUAUAGCUUAGAGAUGAAAGAUGUAUCCAUAAAGGUCUUUUGCAAUGCAUUUAAUUAUGAAUAUUUGGUUCCAGGAAUUGCAGAGAUUAAACUUGAGAUGCCACUUGUUCAUUUUUAAAUGUUAGACCAGUCUGAAUUAAUUUCUGAUUCCUGAAGUAACCAUAGUAAUGUUGGGGGGAUUCUGAAAUUGAGGUAAUCUUUAAGAAAAACCAGAACAGAGUACCCAUACAGAUACUGAAAGCAAUUACAGUUAAUUGAGGAUUAAUAUGACUGGGAUAAUACGUUAUAACAACAUUCACAGGCCCCAGAGUUUGAUAGUCUUUAAAUACGUUCUUAAUAUUCCCCAGUACCGGGUAGUUUAUUGGCUCUCUGAAAGAAGACCUUCAGUACUGUUACAGCUCAGGCUCCCCUCUGCCGAGUGGGCAGCAGAGAAACCCAAGACAAAUUACUCACAGACAUUGUGGGAAAAAUGCUUCAUAUCAGUUCCCAUUGACCGCAUUGGUAAUCAGCUUCUACCAAAUUCGGCAGCAUUUUAGUAUCCCGCUCCAAAUCAGGAAUGAAGCAGAGGCGCUAAGUGUCCGUGCAAAGCCUGAAAAGGCUGCGACGGAUCAGGGCUUCUGGAUAGGCCCUGAGGCAUGGUGGGGUAGCAGAACUGGGUCUUUACCAGCAGCGUUACUGCCGUUGGUUUAAAAAACUGGUUGUCAGUGUUGUGAUGGUUCAUGGAUUACGUCUGAGGUCUGUCUUUUAUGUACUUCAAUAUUGUCCCCUUAAAUGGAUCUGUCAUUCUCAGCGUUUAGGGAAAGAAGUCAGGUCAGGUAGAAGUCAAUUGACAAAAUUAUUUUCCUGCCCAAGAACUUUUUACCAACUAAUUACUUGAAUAGCAGUAAUUCAGUUGAAGAACUGAUGGCAUACAGAAUUCCUUUCAGAAUCUCUAAUUUUUUUCUCCCAUAGAAAAUGAAGUUUAUUUGACCAGAAACUCUUAAGGCCAUUCUGCUAGCAUACAAGAGGAACGGUGAGAGAGAUCAUCUUUAAUGUUAUUCACAAAGGCAGGGUAUAACUGGGAGACACCAGUGUCCUCUUUAGGCUUCCCCUCUAGUUAAUGAAGAGAGAAAAACUCCUCUGAAAGAACUUGAGAGGCCUUAAAUUUCAGCAUUCAGCUCUGAACUGCCUGAGGAGGAGCAUAUGUAUCACAGACCCUGGGGAAGCUCAUCUCUUGAGGCCGAGGUUGGUCUGUGUGAAUCCCUUGUCUUUCAGCUGGUUUCCUAUUACUUUAUGCAUAGGAAACACUGCAACAGAAAGAGGGUCUGGUUUUAUUCAAGGAACCCCAAAGUGAUACAGGGUUAAAGCAGCACUCACGCCAAGGGACACAGGCACAGAGCGUGUCAAUGGUAGCAGAAUGAAGCCAAAAGGUAAAGGAGUAUACGCUAAGUUUUCUUAUUUCACAGGCAGGAAGUGUAUCCUCAACCUUUCCAGCACACGUGGAAGGGCUUUUCGUGCUACUGUUACCUCCAGACAACUUACACAACCAGCAGUAGUCCGCCACUGGUUCUUGGCAAGUUUCUUAUUCGUAUCAGCACCCGCAGGCUUUGACCCCAAAUACUCGGUGAGGUUGUUUUCUGGUUUGUUUUCCCCUUCAGAAGUAUUUUAAGAGAAGUUACUCUGUGCGAGAGGGGUGUUUGGAAGUGGAGUUGAUGUCCCCCAGAUUCCCAGGGUGUCCUUCCCUCAGUGGCUGCCGUUCACACCCACCAAACUUCUGUGCUUGUGCAAGGACUAAGGGUGAUUGCUCCAUAGUAGUUUCCUCAAAAAUCCUGGUAUCCCACCAGAGGUCCGUGACAUUUCACAACCGUGGUAAAGGCUGACAUCAUAUGUAGCAUGCAGAAGUACCAGAUCUCACCUUGACACAACACAGUAGAUCCAUCUAAAUUGAGCAGUUGGGAGAGACAAAUACACAGUGUCCCAUUAUUUCAGAAAGACAGAGCUUUAUGCUUUUAAGUGUGAGUAAAGGAUGGGUAAUCUCCACCGUGCCCAUUACAGCUUGCAAGGGAAACUAUGCCACAAAGUGUCAGAUUUCAUAUAUUUUCAAAAGGAUUCAAUGGAUUUGUCAGGAAAUCUCAGUAGCCAGCAUUACAGGAAAACGUAACAAGCAAGCAGCUUUGAUACAGAACUUUUUAAAUUUUAAAUUGUCGUUAUUUUUUCAGCACCUGUUUUAUUCAGCACUGUAAAAUUGGCUCAUUGCAACAGCAGUUUAUACUUGGGGAUGAAGAUGCAGUAUUCCUUAUUCUCUAUCAUGCUUACACAAUUAAUUAAAUAGAUUUAGACUCACUUGUAUAUAUGAUUAUUUGCUGGAGUAAUGUAUAACAAAAUUAACAGUGUUGAAAAUUACAUCAGUGAUGUUGAUGUUUGGGGUAAACUCACAGUGCAGAGCAUGGACAAAUAGCUGGACAACCUUUCUCCCCUUUAAUAAUGGGAAUAACAGUGAUCAUAAGUCUCAUUUUCCAUUAGCCACAUUGAAAAUGUAUUCUAGUUGCCAUUUAUAAAUUUAUCUUCUGAUAAUAAAUGCUGUUUAAUGGAAAAAAUCUCUUUCUCCUUUAUUGAAGGUGGGUACCUCAAAAUCAGAGUAAGUUUCACUAUUAAUAUCUCGCUUAUUUUUUAGUUUGAACUUUGGUUUGGAAAGGUCAGUGUGUGAAACUGCAUCUUCCACCGCAGACAAGUCUUAUAUCUUUCAGUAAAUCCGCCCUACUCCCGCAGGCUCAUCUCUACACUCAUGCCUAUAAACCCCAGCACUUCCACAUGCCUCCAUCCAUGUGCAGGUAAUAAACAAGUUUAUUAAAAAAAAGAAAAAAAAUCACAAAAGGAAGAAUUGGAAAUAAAUACUGUAAAGGAAAAUACUACCUUCUUAAGAAACCAGCUCAUGUUACUGUAUUAUGCCUUUGCCUGUGAUUUAUAACUGGAGAAGUGCACAAAGAAAUUCAAAGAUUGUUAUAUUUUCACAGUUCCACUAGCGUAACAGUUGCUGUGUAAUAUAUGCUUAUGAAGUCAAGCCCAUUGGUAGCUUGAAAAGGCUUAAAUUCUGAUCAAUUUCUGCAGUAAAUCAGGUUUUAGUACAAAAAUGUAACUAUAAGGAUACUGCAUCUUUAGAAAUCAAAAUACCUUGGAAGUAUUUUACUAUACUUGUAACAGUUUAAAUAUUCUGUAAUAUAUGUGAUAGUGGAAAAGUAUUUUCAAACUCACAAUUUUACAUGGGGUGUAAAUAGGUUAAAUGAAUAUGAUUUUAAAAAAACUUUAGUUUUCAUCAGGAAAACUGGUAAGAUAAUGCCUUGCAAAGCUUAAACACAAAACGUAAGAAGUAAAUUGUUCUGUUUUGUCAGAGCAUGUUUUCUCUGCAAAAUGGAGUGGCCACUUCUUUGCUGUUUCGCAGAUGGCGUGCGAUAUAGCGAAGUCAUACUGAGUCCUUCAAUGUCGAGUAAGUCAACACUCAGAAUGUCUUUGACUGAAUAAAGGAAAAAAAACCACUUAAAAUGAAAACCAUAUGAAAGGUUUGGGGUUUUUUGUAUUGUUUUUUUUCCUUCUGGCAUUUUACAGUGAACUGCAGAUACAGUAAAGGCAAACUCUCAUUUGAUUUUAUUACUUCUUGUAUUUCCCUGACUACAAUGCAUCUUGAAUAAAGGUUGCGGACCUGAAAUAGGCAGCUGCUCUUUGCUGAUUGCCGGGGAGUUUAGUCUUCUAGGUGCAGUAGCAUGUCAACUAAAUCAAUUGUAGCAAGACGGUUGUGACAUUUAAAAUGCGCAUACACUUCAGCAAGAUAGCCUAAAAUCUAUUUUAAAAGAUGAAACAGAAACUGAAAGUGCCUGUAAUUAGAACUGAUGGGAUGUUCCUAUACUUUUACACAGCAAUAACUUACGGGAUUCUGUUAACAAUAAGGUGAAAAUGAAAUUUUACUUGGAGAACAAUAAUGCAGCACAGAAACAAACACAAAGUGCCAUUUGUAUUUUCACAUGUUGAGAUAUUGUGUUAGACGUUUAAGUUAUUUUCUCAGGUAACAUCUGUCAUGUACUUGUAAGAAGAAAGUUACUCUUAGUUUACAAAUGACUCAUAUCCAUAUCGAUUCUCAGUAGGUGUGAAUGGAGGUCAUUGUCAAGCAGUGUUUUAGGGGAUUUCUUCCUGAUUUAUGUCUGAUGUGCCCGUGUAUCCAGGGUAUUCUCUAGUGAAAUAAUCCAAAAACCAGCAAUAAGCCCAGUGGAGCUUUUUUAGGGUAUAUGGUAGAAUGGGGAUUCUCAUGAAAAAUCCUCUGCAUCAAACUCUGGAAGCACAGAGUUCACCUUAUGUCUCCAUUUGAUUUGUCAUGUAAUGCUCAUAGUAUUUCAUAUCAUCUUAGAACUGGUUGACUUCAGGAGUGGACAAAAUAUGUCACUUACUUUUCUUUCUUUUGGGGACAAACGAGUGAAAAAUUGGGGACUGUCAGUCUAGAGACUAUUUGAAUAGCAAACAAGAAGUUGAUACUCCUAAAAUGGAGUAAGGAGAUUUUUAUAUUGAGUGGCCUGAAUAUUUGAAUCAAUAGACUAAUUGAUCUUACAAGAAAAUGGCCAGCUGUGACUUUCCCACUCUUUUUUUCUCAAUUACUAUUUUUUUUAAUUUGGUAGGUUUCUGGGAAAAAAAAAAAAAAACCAAACCUAACUACUGCUAAUGGAUUCUUAAAAUAGCAGGGUAAUGCCAUCCCUCAUGCUUCUUCUGUUUCUAAAAAUGAAUUUAUUGGACAUCAAAAUGUAACUGGUUGUCGUAAUACCUUUGCCAAGGAAGAUUGCUUUCCAUCCUCUAAAUUUGUACCUCUCAUUUAUCCAGGCAGAAUUUUGUAUUAGAAAAAUUCCGCAUUUUGCCUAGACUUUUGCUGCCAUUGGUGGGUUGCUGCUGGAGUGGGAGGAUAGGUGUUUGGUUUUUAUUCACUGAGGCAGGGUUGGGUGUGCACGAAGAUGCUCAUAAACAGAAGAAAGUGCAGGUGCAAAAAAAAAAAGCGCAUGGACUCGCACGUAAAACUAGACGUUUAUGCACGUUGGUUAAUCAUGUGAGAAGACCGCUAGUUUAGUAACAACCUAUUUUUAAAUGUUAGCCACCGGUGGAUAUAAUCCCAUCAGAACACACAUAUACUUACUCUGUCAUCCUGAGCGUAAUCUCCAGAUAUUAAGCACAUAAAAGAACACAAUUCAUGCUGAGGAUUUUAGGAGGGCAUCAGGGAAUGUGUCAUCAGAAGGACAAAGGAAACAUUAGUUUCCUACCUCGUACCUGAGCCAUUGCUGGAGAGGAGGGUUCGGUUCUUUGUUCUGGAGCAGCAACACUACAAGGAGGCACCCUUAGAAACUUGCAGUGUUGGGAGGUUUGGCUGACUCCAGCCCUAUGUGUGUUAGUUCUUGCAUGGGAAAGGGCACUUUGUCUUCACGAUCCCAAAAUGAGCGAGGCUUUUUUUCCUUCAUUCUGAAAAACAAACACAGAGUUGGGUUUUUCUCAAUUUUAUUGAUUCACCCGCAUACUUCUGUAGCAGCUUGUGCUUACUGACUUUAAAUUGUGAAAUAAACUGAGUUGCCCUUGUAGUAAUUUUUAGAUUAUUAUUAACACAGGUGUUCAGUCCUCCAGACAAGCAAAACUGGGCAUGUGAAUUUUAGCUAUUAUGAAAAGAAUAGAAAAAAUUAUGUGACAUCCUAUUGUCCAUAUGUGUGACCUGCAACAUCUUCCCCAGUUCAGUAUCAAAAGUUUCAGUGAGCCAAGAUGCUGUUAGUUAAAAAGAAGAGGUGAAUGGUGGUUCACACAUUGACUUGCUAAACCUUGCUCCAUGCUGUGACCUCUGCAUUUAAAAAACAAUAGUUCAGUGUCUGGUAGGGGACCACAGGUGAUGGCUUUGAUGGAUCGCCGUAAGCAUGAACCACGAAAUACAGCAGUAGGUUCAGAUAUUGCUUUUCUGCCUGUCCCUGCCUUUCUAGAUGGAAAGAGCAAAGACAGUUUGAGCCAUAGUGUUCAGGGCUGAACUAAUCUUUUUCACCAUUCAGAGCUCAUGGUGUCAUUUCUGGUUUCAAACUAUUUUUCACUGCUACAUUUGCAUCUUAUUUUUCAUUUUAAAAAACCCCACGGUUUAUUUCUUUCCUUAUCACCCUAUACAUUGCUUCCUUGGUAAUAUAAGAAGUUCUCCGCUGAACACCUACACAGUAUGCUCUCUUGACCUGCUGUCUCUCCCUAAAAAGUUGUAUCUCCCAUUUGCACUUGCAAUAGAAUAUACACAGAGAUAGUAGUGAAUUACUUAAGUUUCAUGCACCAUCAGCCUUAAGACCUUCAACCCACACACACAGACACACGCAUUCGUACGCUUCAAGUGAAAGAGAGAUUUGGACACUGCUAUCAACAUGUGGGGUCAAAAAUACCAUUAAAUUGGAAAGUUCUUUCAGCUGUGUUUAGGAAGAAACAACAAUAAUGAAAAAUACCAUUCUUGGCCAAGUCACUUAUGGAAGAAGCAAAUUCCCCUAUGGCAUUAGUUGAAUGAAAUCCUAAGGAUGGGGUUGCAUUUGGCCCCAAAUUGUUCCUUCUAAUAAGGUCAUUAUUAUUGUAUGUACCAAUGAGUGUUUAUUUGAUCCUCCUGUGUAAAAAUACAAAAACAUCCCUCUAGUUUACAAAGUGAUUUAUUUGGGACUGAAGCUUCACAGCAAUGGAAUUAGUAUGUAUGGCACCUCAAUCUUUUUCCUAGAUAAGAUGCAAAAGGGAGGGUCAUUAUCGGUAACCCCAUAGAGAUAAUAAUGUGAAUAGAGGUCCUACAGUUAAAAGGAAUAAAACCACCAGUGCUAGCAAGCAAACAUAGUAGUUUCUUAAGUCUUUCUUUUGCCUUCUUUUCAAAAGCUUUUAAAUGCAAACAUUACUUUUCUUCAAAAAUAAAAGUAAACACCUGAAGAUCUAAUUUCCCAAUAGUUUCCUCUGCAUUUAUAUAGUAUGUAGUGUUUAGGCAACACCUAUGUUAUAAGUUUAUUAAUAUUAUGUAAGUGUUGUUCUUGUAUUUAUGUAUAGUGUAUGUAUUGUAAAUAUACUCAGAGCUUUUUUUCCUCUUACUGUAAAAUGGUGAUUUUUGCCCUAUGAUAAUGUAAAGGGAGUCCCCUAAUGAAAUUCUGUCAGAGGAUGAUUAUUCCACUCUAUUCUCAAAGAUUUAAAUGAACAAGUGUUAUCGUUUUUAAUGGUGUCUCAGACAUAUUUUGUUGGUGCAUUGCUUUUCUGUAUUCAACUUUCCUAUGAAUUGAGCUGUGAAUUGAAAUAGAGUUUAAACCUUUAAAUGUAUGCAUUUGUAUAAUUAUCUGAAUGGAGGCAUGAAGGUUAAAUAAAGCAUUUUGUAUGGAGCAAAA
Messenger RNA from Aquila chrysaetos chrysaetos, 10896 nucleotides. It is a transcript of the gene KLF12, whose product is annotated as Kruppel like factor 12. The coding region runs from base 642 to 1826 and encodes 394 amino acids. NCBI's taxonomy places the organism in Eukaryota, Metazoa, Chordata, Aves, Accipitriformes, Accipitridae. Gene Ontology annotation, biological process: regulation of transcription by RNA polymerase II. The record is from RefSeq and is a predicted model, not a curated record. The transcript has 8 exons. Gene Ontology annotation, molecular function: DNA-binding transcription factor activity, RNA polymerase II-specific; RNA polymerase II cis-regulatory region sequence-specific DNA binding.